Messenger RNA from Cloeon dipterum, 1893 nucleotides. RefSeq names its product adhesion G protein-coupled receptor E5-like. The record is from RefSeq and is a predicted model, not a curated record. Gene Ontology annotation, biological process: adenylate cyclase-activating G protein-coupled receptor signaling pathway; cell surface receptor signaling pathway. Gene Ontology annotation, molecular function: G protein-coupled receptor activity. The transcript has 14 exons. Lineage: Eukaryota; Metazoa; Arthropoda; Insecta; Ephemeroptera; Baetidae. The coding region runs from base 1 to 1893 and encodes 630 amino acids. Gene Ontology annotation, cellular component: plasma membrane.
AUGGCUUUAAAAGAUGAAAAAGAAGCUUCCUGGCAAUUCUGGGACAUUCCUUUUUCUGGAUUGGUACUAAGCUAUGAGGGAAUCAAAUACGGUUACGGUGAAUACAAUCGUUUUGUGUUUUAUGUAGGAGGAGGAAAUAUUGGAAAUAUUAUCAUUUUUCCCAUGCGAGGAACUCCAAAGCUGACAUCAACGAUUCUCAUUCGAAAACUUCCCAAUUACUUCACAAGCAAUGAAACGAUUCAUUUGGAGGCAGUUGGACAAACAAUUCCUAUGGAUUUCGCCGAAAAAUUGUUUCCUUCCGGAAGGAACAGUAUGAAUGAUACAAAGAAAAGGAUGAAUUCGGGGUUAAUAUACUUGGCCCUUUACGGACCAGACAGAACCUUAAUACAAGAAUUUGACUCUGAAGAUGCAGUUCUCAUAACUUUCAAACACUUCCGACCAUCCAAGGGACCAUCCUACGAAACUAUUUGGCAUAAGCUUUAUCCGGGAGAGAAGCCAACAGCGAUCCAAGGAACAGAAAUAUGUGCAUAUUGGAAUAUUGAAACUAAUGUUUUUAGGGAAUGGGACACAAAUGGAUGUCGAAAAUUGGAAUCUGGUCGCCUCAUCACCAAGUGCGUGUGCAAACAUUUGGCAGCUUUUACCUUGCUAACAAAUUGUCAUCAAUAUGAUGAGAAAGGAUUAAUGAUGGAGAUCAUAAGUAUCGUCUUCAGUUCCCUAAGCGUGAUCAGUUUAACGAUGACAUUAAUUGCUCUCCACUUUGUCGAGGGGAGUCAGGAACAGCGGAACUCGAUUGAAAAACACCUGUGUUUGUGUUUAUUAAUUGGACACGUAAUGGCGUUGGCUGUUUUAGACAGGUCAUAUUUCCAAUUGACUCAGGGAGUGUGUGUGGUAGUCGCUGUGUGUUUUCACUACAUUUUCCUCGCUGCAUUUAUGUGGAUGGCCGUCGAAGGGCAUCAUUUAUACCGCAUGGUGGUGCGUGUUUUCGACUCAGGUCGUGAUUUCUCGAAAAUAUACAUCUACUCAGGGUACGGCGUUCCUCUUGUCAUUGUGGGAAUUACGUGUACCAUCACAACUUCCCUCCAAGACAAUGGAUAUGCCAAUGAUGAAUUGUGCUGGCUGUCGACACCUAUUUAUAUUUGGGCGUUUAUGGGACCUGUUGUGAUUCUUACAUUGAUCAACCUAGUUGUGCUAGUUUUUGCCAUGAAGGUAGCUGUUACCGCAAGCACUAAACAAAUGCAAUCUUUCAGUGAACGCAUCAAAAUUUGGUUGAAGGGCUGGUUUUCCCUAUCAUCGCUGCUUGGUGUGACCUGGAUAUUCGGUUUUUUCUAUAUUCAAUUCGAUCACAACUUUGCCUACGCGUUUGUCACGUUAAAUGGGCUCCAAGGUAUCAUCAUGUUUUUGACCAGAGUCGUGUUCAAUGAGCAAGUUAAAUCUUCUAUCAAGAGCAAAACAAAACAGAAGAUAAUGAUGAAAGGCUUCUACAACUUCUUCGCAUGGAACCGGAAAGAAAGCAAAGCAAAGAUCUCUCUUCAACUCUCACCGCGGGUUUCUAGGAAUUCUUUGCAGCCCAACGAGGCAUGCUCAGCCUCGGCAAUUCGCUUUGGUGAUACGACCUCACGAUGUCGGUCCAGCACGAAACAUUCCCUCUCGAAUGACAGCAACAUUUCCACCAUGGACAGCAAGCAAAACGUGAAUCCAUUUCGGCCUAUGACGUCAAGUUGCAAAUCUUUACCCUCCGAUAAUUGCGCUACACAGAGUGAUAAGUGCCGAGAGCUAGUUUGCAAUGAAGAAGUCAUCAAGUAUGCCUUACAAGUGUGUUGGAUGUCCCCCAGCAUUAACGGAACCCCCAAAAACAACGGAACCCCCAACAGCACGAUGUUCGUCUGGUUGUGA